CAGGCAGGGGGCAGAAUAUUAAAAUAUUUUUUAGGUAGACCACAUAACCCUUACAAGUAGAGUGUAGAGGUGUAUUUACUGUCACUACCUGAUGUUGUGUUUUCAGGGGAUGGAAGCCCUGCAAGCCUCAGGGAAGGUGAAGAGUAUCGGUGUGUCCAACUUCAGCAUCCUGCAGCUGGAGAGACUUCUGGCUCUGUGCAGGGUGCCCCCUGCUGUUAAUCAGAUCGAGCUGCAUCCCUACCUGGUGCAGACAGACAUGAUAGAGUUCUGUAGAUCCAAGAACAUCGCCCUGACUGCCUACAGUCCCUUUGGCUCGCCUGCCAGACCCCCAGAGCUAUUCAGAGGAGACACUGAUCCAUAUAAGCUCCUAGAGGACCCAGUCGUAGCAGAUAUAGCCAAGAAGCACAGACGCAGCCCUGCACAGGUCUUGCUGAGGUACCAUGUGCAGCAGGGUAUUUCAGUCAUCCCUAAGAGUGACAAGCCUCAUCACAUCCUUGAGAACACAAAGAUCUUUGACUUCAGUCUGACUGACGAAGACAUGAGAGCACUAAGAGGACUGGACCGAGGGUGGCGGGCCUGCGCACUUGAAGGAGUCAAGUCUCAUCCGUACUACCCGUUUGUAUGAAGAUGCCACGAGAGAGAAGAAACAGCACUCUCUGAUGAACCUCGGCAAGACUGUGACCGGCUACAUGCAGUCUACCUACAGUAUAACAUGCUGUAAUUAAUCAGUGCUGUGUUAACAUGAUAAUAAUGAUAGAACGUGAAUGUGAACACAAAUCUCAAGAAAAUUCAGUUUCCAAAUGUUAUGAAUGUGAGCAACAAAUAUUAUGCACUGAAAGUUAAUCUGAGGUUAAGACUCGUAUAUGCAGUAACAAAUAAUUCUUAAAUUACAACAUACUCAGCACAUUAUAAUCUUAUUACAUGCUCUGUGUAUGUGUGUGUUAUGGUAGGCAAUGCUGGAUGCAUCUUGAAACUGUUUUUCUGUGAGAAUAUUAGCUUUCAAAAAGUACAGAAAAGCCUUUUCAGUCUGUAGAUUGGUUUAAGUAUUUUCUUUAAUUGUAAAAUAAAGAAAUCGUUUAAAUUAA
Plectropomus leopardus (leopard coralgrouper) is the source of this 1085-nucleotide messenger RNA. The record is from RefSeq and is a predicted model, not a curated record. Lineage: Eukaryota; Metazoa; Chordata; Actinopteri; Perciformes; Serranidae.